Molecule: messenger RNA, 284 nt
Organism: Paramecium octaurelia
Lineage: Eukaryota; Ciliophora; Oligohymenophorea; Peniculida; Parameciidae
Source: the annotation of a GenBank genome assembly
AUCAUGAUUUGCAUUACUGUAAAUUAAAUUUCUAAUAAAAAUCUAACUAAGACUUAUUAUGAAAUAUAUGUAUCCUAUUAGUAGAAAAUCAAUAAAUAAGUGAUGGAUAAUAAGAUUGAAAUAAUCAUACCUGAUUUAGCUCUACCAAAUGUAGGACUAUCAAUAAAAAAUGAUUAUAUAAAUACUGCAGGAACAAUACCUACUUAUUGGAAAAAUAGUGAUUCGAAUCCCUUUUGUUUAUCAUGAUAAAUGAAUGGUAGUAAGUACUAUUAAAUUGAUGUAGC